AAGCAACAAACAGUCCAAACCAGAUUCUCACACAACACACCCUGUGAGGGCAAUCUGUUUUACAGCAGCAACCAGAGUGCUCACACUACUACACGUACAAGGAGUCAGCUAUGGAUUAUCUGGAGCAGAUUGAAGAAAUUGUGUCUACUGCCAAAUUCGGAGACUUGAUAGAAUUUAGCUACCCCAUUGGAUAUUCACACUGGGGAGUGUAUGAUGAAGAUGGAUAUGUAAUCCAUUUUGCUGUUGCAGAGGAGGGACAACUGAUGAGCAGCGUACGUACUUCCCUGCAAACAAUCUUCCCUGUGUGUGGGGACCUUCUUCUUGGGGAAACCAGGAUCCGCAGAGUGCCUCUUGGUGAGGUGAAUGUCCCGCAAGGAGCCCAUGUCUUGAUCAGUAACAACCGCCAUGCCUUCACACCAUCAGCACCUAAGGAAAUGAGGCUACGCCGCGACGCCCUUCUUGAUCAGGACUUCUCAUAUCAUCUAUUCAAUCUCAACUGCGAGCACUUUGCCACUUUUGUACGCUAUGGAAAAGCUGUGUGCAACCAGAUUCCUACAAGACCCAAGAAUCUAGAGUGUGUGGAGGCAACUGCAACCUUCCAAGACAUUGUCUGCCCCAAAGAAACUGCUUAAGAAUUUCCAAUUAACCUGCUGACUUUCCAGUUUAUGAUUUCAACUUAACUCAUGCCUUGCAACUUUUUGGUGGUGUUAGAAACAUGAACAACAAGGAACAGCGAUUUGAACUGUUUAUGAAUCAUGCCACUUUUCUUUUUCUUUUUUGGCCCUUGUAUAGCUGGGAUGCCAUUAGUCUUGUGCUAAUUUGUGACUAUGCAAGACACUCUUUGUUUAUUUAUUUUCUUUCUCAAAGAUUUAAUUGCUUGUCAUUGUUGUUGCCAUAAAAUCAACCCUAGAGUUCUGCCA
Messenger RNA from Chelmon rostratus (copperband butterflyfish), 920 nucleotides. RefSeq lists its product as uncharacterized. The transcript is spliced from 4 exons. Gene Ontology annotation, cellular component: cytoplasm. Bases 111 to 632 code for a protein of 173 amino acids. The record is from RefSeq and is a predicted model, not a curated record. Lineage: Eukaryota; Metazoa; Chordata; Actinopteri; Chaetodontiformes; Chaetodontidae. Gene Ontology annotation, molecular function: glycerophospholipid phospholipase A1 activity; A2-type glycerophospholipase activity. Gene Ontology annotation, biological process: N-acylphosphatidylethanolamine metabolic process.